Messenger RNA from Saccostrea cuccullata (small rock oyster), 1947 nucleotides. RefSeq names its product follistatin-related protein 3-like. The transcript has 7 exons. The coding region runs from base 324 to 1493 and encodes 389 amino acids. The record is from RefSeq and is a predicted model, not a curated record. Gene Ontology annotation, biological process: anatomical structure development. Gene Ontology annotation, molecular function: collagen binding; calcium ion binding; protein binding. NCBI's taxonomy places the organism in Eukaryota, Metazoa, Mollusca, Bivalvia, Ostreida, Ostreidae.
CCUGAAUUUGUCUACGCCACCUUCCUGCCGAUCGCGCCAAUACGCUCGCCUUCCGCGCGGCUCGCCCCUCCCCCAACUCCCGACUUAGACCGACCACCAGUCAUGCUAAAUAAAAUGCGGUGACAUCGUUCACUAACUUACUAUCAAAACUACUACUAGCAGACACACACGUGCUCCAGUGAGACUAUAAGAAUUCGGGGGGCACUGUCGUCUCGUCAUAAAUCUGAGGAUAGAUUACCCAGUCUAUCAUGAUCACUCAACUUCGUGUGUGAGCUUUGAUUUUUUUUGUCUUUUUUUUAUUCCCCCCAAAUGAUAAUGGUUUGAUGUGUGAUCGUGUUCAGAUGGAUGCUAACUGUUUAACUGUACUUUUCCUCCUGUCAUGGGUCGGUUCUAUAAAGGCGGGCACCUGUUGGCGGUCGAUGACGAAACAGAAGAUGUGUUUGGGGGCCUUCAAUUUGAACGUGACGAAACAGGAAUGUUGCACAAACGCCUCCCCGUACGUGAGCUGGACCCCGCAGACGUUCACGUCAACUGGCGAUCUCUUCUACUGGCAGGAACUGAUAGGGGGCGCUCCGCACUGCGAACUUUGUCACAAUACUUGUGAAGGUGUCAAAUGCCCAAGAGGAAAAUAUUGCCGAGUAAGGAAAGGAGUUCCAAAAUGUGCCUGUAUAAUUAAAUGUACUAAGAUACAGAGAAAGUCCAGGAAAAUCUGCGGCUCGGACGGAAAGACGUACAACAAUGAAUGUCAACUACGAAGGCGCAACUGUAAGCGGGAAACCUCGGUGUCUGUGUCCUACAGAGGGGUUUGCAGACAUUCCUGCAAAAAAGUAAGAUGUUUAAAUGGGAAACGCUGCUUAGAGGAUCAAAAUGGAUUGCCACAUUGUGUUCAUUGUCAGAUAAGCUGCCCACAAAAUGAUGACGUCAGAGUUCUUUGCGGAGAAGAUGGCGUGACGUAUCAAAAUCCCUGCGAGUUAAGGGCGGCAGUUUGUAGACGACAUAAGUCAAUUAGAAUCGCCUAUUAUGGCAAAUGUCGAGCUAACGCUACUUGUUUGGACACGGGGUGCCCGGAUGGAAUGUCCUGUCUUAUAAAUCCCGUCAAUCACCAGCCACUGUGCGCCGUGUGCCGAUCCCGCACCUGCUCCCCGAUGUCGCGUUACAAGGUGUGUGGAACCGACGGCGUGGAUUACAAGAACUAUUGUCACCUAAUGCAGGCCUCCUGCAAGAUGGGGAUAGCGAUAGAUACUCGCCACAGCGGUUCAUGCGACAGAGCUAGUUGGAGAAGGAAACAGAAGCACAAAAGAAGAAGACGAAGAAAAAAGAAAGUAAGAGGAAGAAAAAGAACGCGAUAUGUUGAUGCUGUACUUAGAAGUUCUGAUGGAAUAAGAAUCAAAUUAAGAUUAAAACCUAUGCAUUCCAGGGAAGAUAGUGGUGUGUCACUCCCUUUGACUCUAGAACAUUUAUUUUCCCAGAAACAUACCAAAGAAAACGGGUGAAUCUCUGCCAUUAUGGAGGGAAACCUGCCAUAGUGCCAGACGACAUAGUGCUGGCCACGUGAUAAGAGAGGGAGCAUGCGCGACAAAUCCAAAUACGUCACUGCCAUAAAAGUCUUUCUUCGCCACAGCGGCAUUAUAAAUAUUUUGAUGUGUCACCGUCUUGUGUUAUGUGUUGUUUUAUUUAUUGUAACUUAUUAAUUAUUAAUUUAUUUAUGAAUAUUGAUGUAAAUGUUAUAUAUUAAUGAAAUCAAAGCCUUUGAAGUUGGCCGUUUUCUCUUCACUCGUCUAUUCGGAUUUGGACUGUGAAUUUGAGGAGGAAAAUUGGGAAAAAAUAAACGUCAUAUGUGUAUGACACAAACUUCCCGAGAAUAAUACACAUGUACAUAUAAUUAUUUCCGUCCUUUGUGAAUGUGCCUUGAUGAAUUUUUACCAAAUAAAAUAUGGUAAAAACUGG